UGGCCCGGGGCGGAGCGGGCGUCCCCGGCCCGCCUCCCUGUGGCGGCCUCCCCGGGCAUUCCCCGCGGUGUCGGAGAGUAUUUUCUCAGUGAUAACUAAGAAAGAAAGCAGGUCACUGGGCACUUCCCCCCAUUGUUUCCCCUUUUUAUCGCCGGCUGAACAACCACAGCUGCCCCCCAGGGCCAAGCCCGGCGGUCUGAACACAGGAAGCCCGGGCUCCCAGAAGCCGGCCUCUCGGCGAGGGCACUGAACACGGCCAGAACCUGUGAACACCUGACCCGACGGAUGUCGGAUCCUCCCGUUCCGGAAAGGUCAGGCCCGGGUGCGAGGCUGGGGAGGAGGGCACAGGUGCUGCCCCAAGUGCUGCCGGAGAGCCGUCCGGGGGCCCCCCGAGGCCGGGGCCCCACCGGCGACUCACGCCUUCCUGAGCUUGUUGCCUCAGCGGGAAAUCCAGCCAAGUGUCCCGUGUGCCCUCCCUCACAGGCCAACAGAGAGGGCCAGACAAACUGUAAAGUGCUGUGUCAGCUACCGCGGUGUCAGUGGGCGCUCCUCUGGCCCCGCGCUCCGCCCCCGGCAGGGCGGUGUCCUGAGAGCGGCUCCCCCGGCAGGCCUAGGGGUGCGAGGCCAGGAGGACUGGCAGGAGCGGACGUGGCCGUGGCCAGCCCCGGCGUGGCAGGAGACACCCCUUCUCCCGCCAGCGAGGGGCUCCUCCUCAGUUUUGGAGGACAUUUUCAAGGUCACCUGGGUCAUCCUUCCAUCAUAUUCUGGGCUGUUUCCAGCAGGCCCCAUGGUCCUGGUGGGACGCUCUCCCUGAGGAACGUUCCGGUUCUGGAGACCGCUGACAGCCACACAGUUCCUGGAUUUCACCUGCAGGUCUUGGCCACACCCCUUCAGAGGAUGCACGUCACAUACAAGUCCUCUCUGCCACGGCAGCCCCUAAACGAUGUGAGGAGCAGGAGUGUGUUUGUCGAGCGGCACCCGGCGAACAAACACCGGCACAGGAGCACACCGCAGACUGGCGUGGAGAAGAGGCCCGGGAAGCAGAGGCCGCUGCUCGGACAUACUAUUGUGUUUUCUGUGGAGAAGAAAGAGGUGGGACACCUCCGUCUGGCCCUGGGCACAGGUAGCAGGCGGGGCACAGGGGUGGGCAGAGGUGGGACCGCUGGGGGAGGGUCCGCUGGGGGUGACCGAGUGACCCCGGUGCCCCUGCGGGUGACAGAGUGA
Neofelis nebulosa (Clouded leopard) is the source of this 1224-nucleotide messenger RNA. RefSeq lists its product as uncharacterized. Bases 286 to 1224 code for a protein of 312 amino acids. NCBI's taxonomy places the organism in Eukaryota, Metazoa, Chordata, Mammalia, Carnivora, Felidae. The transcript has 3 exons. The record is from RefSeq and is a predicted model, not a curated record.